Molecule: messenger RNA, 1514 nt
Organism: Diceros bicornis minor
Lineage: Eukaryota; Metazoa; Chordata; Mammalia; Perissodactyla; Rhinocerotidae
Gene: KDELR1
Product: KDEL endoplasmic reticulum protein retention receptor 1
Exons: 5
Coding region: 161-799 (212 amino acids)
Biological process (GO): protein retention in ER lumen; endoplasmic reticulum to Golgi vesicle-mediated transport
Cellular component (GO): cis-Golgi network; endoplasmic reticulum; membrane
Molecular function (GO): ER lumen protein retrieval receptor activity
Source: RefSeq, a predicted model, not a curated record
CCUCGGCUCCCCCUCCCAGAGCCCCCUCCCCGGAGCGGAGCCCACCCGAGGGCCCCCCUUUGCCCCCCAGCCCAGCCGCCCAGCCAGAACAGCAGCCCCAGGGGGCAGCCGCCCGCCAGCCUGCCUCCCUCCAGCCCAGCCUGCCCGACCCCCCCCAACCAUGAAUCUCUUCCGAUUCCUGGGAGACCUCUCCCACCUCUUAGCCAUCAUCUUGCUACUGCUCAAAAUCUGGAAGUCCCGCUCUUGUGCCGGGAUUUCGGGGAAGAGCCAGGUCCUGUUUGCUGUAGUGUUCACCGCCCGGUACCUGGACCUCUUCACCAACUACAUCUCCCUCUACAACACGUGCAUGAAGGUGGUCUACAUCGCCUGCUCCUUCACCACAGUCUGGAUGAUUUACAGCAAGUUCAAAGCUACUUAUGAUGGGAACCAUGAUACCUUCCGGGUGGAGUUCCUCGUUGUCCCCACAGCCGUCCUGGCAUUCCUGGUCAACCAUGACUUUACCCCUCUGGAGAUCCUCUGGACCUUCUCCAUAUACCUGGAGUCGGUGGCCAUCCUGCCACAGCUGUUCAUGGUGAGCAAGACGGGCGAGGCAGAGACCAUCACCAGCCACUACUUGUUUGCGCUGGGCGUCUACCGCACGCUCUAUCUCUUCAACUGGAUUUGGCGCUACCACUUCGAGGGCUUCUUCGACCUCAUCGCCAUCGUGGCGGGCCUGGUCCAGACGGUCCUCUACUGCGAUUUCUUCUACCUCUAUAUCACCAAAGUCCUGAAGGGGAAGAAGCUUAGUUUGCCGGCGUAACCCUGGUUCUCGCCAUCCCUCUCCUCGGCAGCGGCGAGAGGCAGAGGAAGGCGACAAAAGACGAAGAAGCUUCCCGUCCAGGGGUGACUUUUUUAAGAACCAACCUCUCCCCGCUCCCCAUCCCCCCUCCUGCCGGGUUUCAGGGGGGCGGUGGAGGACCCACAUCGUGGGGAGUUCAGGACCUGGGCUGUUUGUAGUUUUUUGCCUUUUAGAGAAGAAAAAAAAAAAAAUCUUUCCACUGUUUAGUUUUUGAUUCUGAUGCCUCCUUUCUCUUCUACUCUCUGGCCCUGAUUUUUAUAAACUGUUUUUGGUGUCCUGUGGGGUGGGGCAGGGUCGGAGGUGUUUUCCCUCCCCCAAGUCCCUCGGCUCCCUUCUAGAUCGUUCUCCCAGCCCCACUGGUUGCCAAACACUAAAUCUGCCGACACCCGCCUGCCCGGCCUCCCACCAUGGCCAUGAACACGGUCCCCGCACCCCAAACUUCUUGGUUGGGGAGAGGGAGGAGGGGAGAGAAGGUCUCCCCUGAUUUUUCACAAUAAUUUUUUUCCAGAGUUUCGGGUUUUUGGUCUUGUCCUCAUUUUUUUGGCAAUUUAGGGGGGGCAAGUGGCCGGGCAUGGGAAGGGGGCUGGCCCGAGGGUCACCAUGACUCUACUGCCGUGUUUUUGUACAGAAUUGAUGGUUGAUUCUUUGUUCUCUUGAAAUAAACUGAGGAAAAUGA